AUGUCUGAGAAGAAAGCCAAGAACAAUGCUGAUUGGAAAAAACGUGUAAAAGCUGAAUAUUUUAGAUUAUUGCAAGCUAAGAAGACUAAAAAAGAUGAUGACAACGUAUUGGCCUGUAUUAAUAAUCAGAAGAAAGUUUGUGGUAUGAAUAAACAUCAUGAUGUUUUUAUCUGUAUAUUUUCAUGAGUUUUUUUUAUUUAGAUAAAAAAUCAGAAGAACUUAAAAGGUUGCAAUCUAGAAAAACAGUUUGGGAAUGCCGACCAUAUAUUGAAACAGUAUCAAGAUCUAAACGAUCAGAAGUAUCUAAAGUAGAUGGUAUUGGUGAAGACAGUAUGAGUGUUCCAAUAAAAAUAAUAAAUGCUGUAGCUCCUAUACCUACUAUGUAUAUCUGGGCACCAAUUCAGCAAAAUUUUAUGGUACAAUAAAAUGUUUAAUUUGUUAGAAAAUAUUUAUUUAGUUUUUAUUAAUUUUUUAUUAUCUAAUUUAAUUUGUAGGUAGAAGAUGAAACUGUAUUACAUAAUAUUCCAUAUAUGGGAGAUGAAGUACUUGAUCAAGAUGGGUCUUUUAUUGAAGAGCUAUUAAAAAACUAUGAUAAUAAAGUUCAUGAUGAUGAUGCUGCAAAUUUUUUAGAUGAUCAGGUUUUCAUUGAUUUAGUUUAUGCACUUAUUCCCUUUCAGGUAGGUAAAUUAAAAAUAAAUAUAUAAAUUAUUCAUGAACUAAAAGCCAAUAUUGGUGAUUUUGUUUAGCAAGAAGAAGACAAAGAACAACAAGGUUUAAUAGUUUCAAAAGCAGUGUCAAGAAACAGUAAAGAUGAUAGGCCAUUUCCAAGUAUGGCUAUAUUUGAAGCCAUGUCAGCUGCAUUUCCUGACAAAGGAUCUCCUGAAGAAUUUAAAGAAAAGUAUUUAGUAUACUUAUUAACUUAAAAUUAAACCAGGGAUAAAAAACCUUAACAUUUUUUUCAUUUAUGUUUUUACUUAUUUAUACAAUAAAUAUUGUUAUUGUUUAAUGUUACUGAUCUUUUUUGAAGAAAUCAUUUUUUUUUUUUUUUUUGGAAUUGUUUUUUUUAAAAUGAAAACUAAAAACUUUUAGACCACCAAAAAAAUUAAAUAAAUUUUUAUUAAUAUUCACGUAGACAUGCAUAUAUCACAUAAUACUAAUAAAUAAAAAAAAAAUGUAUAUUAUGUAAGGUACCUUAAUAAUAAUAAUAAUAUUAUGUACCGUAUUUAUAAUUUUAGGAAUAAUUUUUUUUCAGUUAUAUUAAAUAUUACAUUUUUUUGUUUUGGUUAUACAUUUUUUCUUUUUAAUAACAUUGAAAAACUUUUUUCUUCGCUAAAUUAAAUAUUUCAUAUCCAAAUAUACAGCAUGAUUAAUUAAGUGGCUAAACUUAAUAAGUUGAAAAAUUAUUGAAUUUUUUAACAUUUUUAUUUUUUGACAAUUUAAAAAACAAGCAGUUUUAAAAUGUUUGCUUCAUUUGUGUUGUGUGGUGUUUAUUAGUGCUCCAUUACUCUUCCCAUAUUUUAACUUAAAAGUGGAAUAUCAACAGGUUUUCAGAAAUCAAAAAUGUCAAUAUCUACAUUUAUUUAAAUUAAAUAAUCUAUUUAUCAAAUUUUUAUUAUAGUUUGUCAUGAAAAUUAAAAUUAAGUAGUUAUUUCACCCCCAAUAAUAAAUAUAACAACACAUAAUGUUAAAGUACCAUUAUAGGAUCUGCUUGUUUUUAUUUAAAUUAUCAAACAUUUUUGGAAUGGAUCAUCUUAUCAUAUAUAAAUUUAUUUAAUAUAUCAUCAUUUGUAUUCUACAGGUAUAUUGAAUUAACUUCAUGUGCUGAUCCAAAUGCACAGCCAUCUCAGUGUACUCCAAAUAUUGAUGGGCCAAAGGCUGAGUCUGUCCCAAAAGAGCAAACUAUACAUUCAUUUUUGAAUUUGUUCUGUAGAAGAUGUUACAAAUAUGAUUGUUUUUUACAUAGUAUGUACAUUUACUUGUUAUAAGUAUAUUCAGUGUAAUCAUUUAAUUCUUAUUGUAUAAUUUUUGUAGAACUUAAGGAGCACGAGUCUGGCUCUAACCUACCAAUAGGCCUAAAAGGACCUUUAUUAAAGCCAUUUUCAACUACUUGUAGUCAAGAUUGUUAUAUGUUACUUGUAAGAAGUGUAUACUGUUUUAAUUAUUUAUUACUAUGUUAUAUGUAAUUGUUUUAUUUAAGGAUGGUAUGAAAGAAAAAUUAGCUGCCAUUGCUGAAAUCAAAGCAGAAAAACAAAAACAAGCUGAUAGAGAUGAGGAAACUAGUAGAGAUCAGAGAUCUGUGUCUAUUACAAUUUCUAAUAACACUAAAGAGUUGUCACCUCAAAAUGAAAGUAGUGAUAAACCAGUUAGUUCUGUUAGGUUGUUAAAAAAAGAUAGCUCAGAUUGGGGAAAUGAUGCUAGUUCCGAAGAUAGCAGGGAUAGUAGCAAAGGUACUUACAGUUUUUCUUAUUAACAAGUUGACUACCACAUUAUUUUAAUAGUUUGAUAUUGUACCAAAAAUCGUAUUCAAUGAAGUAAAUAACAAAAAAACAUAAAGUUUAAAAAUGGUCCCUCAUAGCAUGUGAGUCGAAUGCUGUGUGUUCCAGCAUUGGUACCGAAAGCAUGUAAAAUGGAGGAGUUAAAAAUAUAAAUGACGGGUCUAAACCGUGUGAGUACCAAAUAAGGUACUCAUGGUAAUGGAUAUUUUAUCUUUUUAUACCUAAUAAUAUUCUUAAGUAUCUAUAUGUAUAUAAACAAAAUUAGUAAAAUAAAUAAAUUAAUGUAAUAGAUAUUAAAUUAUUUUUGAGUAGAUGGCGAGUUAGAUAUGGAAGAUCCAUUAUCAACAAAAACCUCAUUCUCUUUAUUGCCACGCAUGAGUACUGAAGAUAAACAAGUGUGGACUGGAUCAGAUCAAUCAAUCUUUCGUGCACUACGUCGCACAUUUUUAAAUAACUAUUGUGCCAUUGCUCAGAUGAUGUUGACAAAAACAUGUCAGCAGGUUUAUGAAUUCGCGCAAAACGAAAAUGACGAUGUUACUGUUGAAGAAGCUAUUAGUGAAUUAACUCCGCCAAGAAAAAAAAAGAAGAAGUUACGUCUAUGGCAAACUCAUUGCCGUAAAGUUCAGCUGAAGCGUGAUUCUGCAUCAAAUCAUUUAUAUAAUUAUACUCCAUGUUCUCAUCCACCAAAUCAAGGAUGUGAUGCAACAUGUCCUUGUGUAAUGGCCCAAAAUUUUUGUGAAAAAUUCUGCAAGUGUAGUUCAGAUUGUAAGUAUCUAAACACUAUUGCGUAUUGUAUUAUGUAUUUUAAAUUGAUUAUAUUUAUUAUUUAUUGAUGUAUCUCUUUUUGAAGUGUUCCAUGAAGGAUUAUUAUAGAUUAAAAAUUUAAUAGUAUAAAUUAUAUUUUAAAUAUUUUAUUUUCUAAUUCUUUGGUAUUUUAAAAACUGUGAGAAGAUAUAUUAAGAGUAUGAUUUGUUUGACAAUGCUUAUGUAGACUAAGUAAAAGUACCUAUGAAGAAAUGUAAAGAGAAAAAUAUUUUGGAGGGAUCCUCAUCAGGUUUUUGUAUUAUUUUUAAUUUACAGCUUAAUAUAAAAGUUACAAGCUUUUUUAGCUUUUUAAAUAACUAACUUAUUUAAUAGUUAACAUUUCAAAAAAACGCCUAUGAGAUUCUCCAAAAUAUUGUUCUCUAUAAAUUUCAUAGUAAGUACUUAUACCAUAAAAUCAAAAUUAGCUAAUUAUCCGGUAGUUGGACUGAAACAGUAGAUGUGGUUGUGGUGUCCUUUUGAGUAGAAUUAGUUUUUUUUAUAAAAUCUUAAAAGUUUUGAGUAAUUCUAAAUAGUGACUUAAGUAUUAUUUUAUUCAACUUAAAAUUUUAAUAAUUUUACUACCAUCUAAUAUUUAUACUCAGUUUUAAAAGAGAGCAUAUCGCUUUCACAACCAGUUUUCAUUUGGUGGAGCGUUUCUCUACCAGGUACUACAAUGAGCACGCUCCUGCCUUGAGCUCAUUGUGAACGUACAUACAGCCAGUACCAAGUAUCACAACUAUAAUACACAUGUUGAAUUUUGCGCUAAUACGUGUAGUACACAUUUGGUUUAUUUUAUAUUUUUAUAAUUUUUCACAUUAUUAUGGACCUACUUGGAUUUAAUUAACUGGUCAGAUAUCACAAAUUAUAAACAAUUUAUUUUAAAUCGGUGUAUACUCAUUGGAAACUUUUAAUCUGUGACCUUCGUGUAUGAUUGUUGCAUUGUUUCAAUGAUAAUAGAAGAAAUUUGACUUGGGACGGCCACCAGCCAUCAGUCGAAAUGCGCGAAAGCUGUAUGUUCUCUUUUGAAAUAGAGUAAAAGUUUAUUUUUAUUAAAUUUUUUCAAAAGUUCUAUAAAGAAAUCUAUUAUAAACCAAAUUCCAUUUUUAAAAUGCAUGUAUGCAGUAAUUUAUUAUAGCUUUCAAAUUGAAAGUAAAAUAAAGUUAUAUUACUUAUAUGUUCAGAAAUUAACAAAGCAAUAUGGGUAUUAAUAUUUACUAUUGUAUCUUAAACAUUUUUUUUUUUUAAUAUACCUAUUCCUAACUAUAUUUUAGGUCAAAAUAGAUUCCCAGGUUGUCGGUGUCGUGCUCAGUGUAACACAAAACAAUGCCCUUGUUAUUUAGCAGUUCGUGAAUGUGAUCCAGACCUAUGUUUAACUUGUGGUGCAGACCAGUUUAAUUUAGAUAAUAUAACAUGUAAAAAUGUCAGUGUUCAAAGAGGCCUUCGUAAGUAUACUAACAAUUUUUUUAAAAUGUUUAUAGCAAAUUUUUGUAUUUCAUUUUAAUUUGUAGGUAAACACUUGUUGAUGGCUCCUUCAGAUGUUGCUGGUUGGGGUAUAUUUUUGAAAGAUUCAGCUCAAAAAAAUGAAUUCAUAUCAGAAUAUUGUGGAGAAAUAAUUACUCAAGAUGAAGCAGAUCGACGUGGAAAAGUGUAUGAUAAAUAUAUGUGUAGCUUUUUAUUUAAUUUAAAUCAUGGUGAGUAUUCAACGUUCUAAGUAAAAUUUCUGAAUGUUUUUCUUUUUUUGUAAUUUAUAUAAUAUUGUGAUAAAAAAUAAUUAAUUUGGGGAUUUUAUAAUUUUUUUUCAUAGAUUUUGUUGUUGAUGCUACACGAAAAGGCAACAAAAUCAGAUUUGCAAAUCAUUCUAUAAAUCCAAAUUGUUAUGCUAAAGUUAUGAUGGUUAAUGGUGAUCAUCGUAUUGGUAUAUUUGCAAAACGUCCGAUACAGCCUGGCGAAGAACUCUUUUUUGAUUAUAGGUUAGUAUUAUGUUUGUAUUAUUUAUUUUAUAAUAUAGUUGCUUGCAAUUUUAAUAUUAUUAUUAUUGUAUAUAUAGGUAUGGGCCAACUGAACAACUUAAAUUUGUUGGAAUUGAAAGGGAAAUGGAAUUUUUACCUUAA
This is a messenger RNA of Cinara cedri, 5410 nucleotides long. Lineage: Eukaryota; Metazoa; Arthropoda; Insecta; Hemiptera; Aphididae. The record is from the annotation of a GenBank genome assembly.